This is a messenger RNA of Aspergillus thermomutatus, 1065 nucleotides long. RefSeq names its product glycoside hydrolase family 43 protein. The record is from RefSeq and is a predicted model, not a curated record. The coding region runs from base 1 to 1065 and encodes 354 amino acids. Lineage: Eukaryota; Fungi; Ascomycota; Eurotiomycetes; Eurotiales; Aspergillaceae. The transcript is spliced from 2 exons. Gene Ontology annotation, biological process: carbohydrate metabolic process. Gene Ontology annotation, molecular function: hydrolase activity, hydrolyzing O-glycosyl compounds.
AUGAAAACACCCUUCAUCCCCCUCACCCUGUUCUCAAUCACCACAGCGACAGCCCUCCAAUCCCCCCUCGACCCAGCCAUCAACAUCAACACCAACACCAACACCAACACCAACACCAUCAACAACAAUGCCCUCAACAACAACAACAACAUGAAAACAGGCAACCCCAUACUCCCAGGCUGGUACGCCGACCCCGAAGCCCGCAUCUUCGACUCCACCUACUGGAUCUACCCAACCUACUCCGCCGCCUACGAAUCCCAAACCUUCUUCGACGCCUUCUCCUCCCCAGACCUCCUCACCUGGACCAAACACCCCCGCAUCCUCGACUUCGCCAACAUCCCCUGGUCCACCAACCGCGCCGCCUGGGCCCCCUCCGUGAUCCGCCGCCCCGCAAGCGCCACCGCCAAUGGCAGCUCGCCAUACGAUUACUUUAUGUACUUCUCCGCCGGGGACGGGGCGGGGAUCGGGGUUGCGCGAUCGACCACCGGGCUGCCCGAGGGCCCCUUUGCGGAUGUGCUGGGGAAGCCGCUUGUGCCGAGCACGGUGUUCGGCGCGGAGCCGAUCGACGCGCAGGUGUUUGUGGACGAGGACGAGCGCGUGUGGCUGUAUUUCGGCGGGUGGAGCCAUGCCGUGGUGGUGGAGCUGGGGAGGGACAUGGUGAGUUUGAAGGGGGGGUAUCUGGAGAUUACGCCGACGGGGUAUGUCGAGGGCCCGUGGAUGAUGAAGAGGGACGGGGUGUAUUAUUUUCUGUUUAGUGUGGGCGGAUGGGGGGAUGACUCCUACGGCGUGAGUUAUGUCACUGGCGCGUCGCCUACGGGCCCGUUUACGACGGAGCCCGUCAAGAUCCUCUCGGGGAAUGCGACUGUCGGCACGGGGACGGGCCAUAACAGUGUGGUUACGCCUGACGGGAGGGACUACUAUAUCGUCUACCAUCGGCGGCCGGUGAAUGACACCGAGCGCGAUCACCGGGUGACCUGCAUCGAUCGGAUGGAGUUUGAUGCAGAGGGGAAUAUCCUGCCGGUGGUGAUUACGGCUGAGGGCGUAGAUGUAAGGCCAUUGCAUUAG